Rhagoletis pomonella (apple maggot) is the source of this 2462-nucleotide messenger RNA. It is a transcript of the gene Smyd4-1, whose product is annotated as SET and MYND domain-containing protein 4. Gene Ontology annotation, molecular function: protein binding. The record is from RefSeq and is a predicted model, not a curated record. The transcript is spliced from 5 exons. NCBI's taxonomy places the organism in Eukaryota, Metazoa, Arthropoda, Insecta, Diptera, Tephritidae. The coding region runs from base 130 to 2439 and encodes 769 amino acids.
GUAUUUUUGGUUCAUGGUAUCCCAUUUCUACACUACACUGGAAUAAAAACAUUGCAAUCAGCUGAUUAUGAUUAUGGAUGGUGAAGGAAAGUAUCCGUAAACGUUACCAAGUGGCCGCUACGGUUGAACAUGGACGGAUUCAGUUUUCCAGAACUUUUGUCAUAUCAAGCUGCUAACACUAGAGUUGUGACCUAUGGAAAUGAGUUUCAAUUUAUGUUAGCUAUUAAAAAUGAUGAAAAUUUCCCACUAAGACGUCGUAUGUCCGCAGCAUGGCUUAGCGCACUAAAAGCCAAAUGUGCAUUAAGUACUAACGAUAAAGAGAAUGCAGCUCGAAAUGCAACUCGUCUGCGCGAAGAAGGGAAUGUCCUGUAUAGCUCAAAAACUGAUUACAAUAAGGGAGAUAUGAUCACCGCUGGACAACGGUAUACACAAGCUAUUUUCGCUGCCGUAGCCAAUACAGAACCUUUGGCGCUAGCUUAUGCUAACCGGGCAAUGGCCUUGCAAGAAUUGAAAUACUACCAGCAAGCAUAUGAUGAUUGUUGUUGUGUACUUGAGACAAACAUGUAUCCACCGCGUUUAUUGCACAAAAUUAUAGCACGUCAGGCGUUUUGCGCAUUGUAUUUAAAGGAUGCAAUGAAAUUGGAGGCGCAUUUGCAAGAACUAAAAGACUGGAAUUUAAAUGAGAGCUUCACUAUGAGAGUACAAGAGCUGCAUGCAGGACUGGAAAUAUUAAAUAAUAAUGAAAGGCAAAAGCAAACCGAGUUUGGAAAGGAAUAUAGAAAAGAAGUAUCGAUGACAGAAGCAACAAGGAUCAUUGAUACAAAAAGCACUACCCGCGGACGCUACAUGAUUGCAACGAGGGAGAUAAAAUCUGGGGAAGUGAUUUUCAGUGAAACAGCAAGCUCUUUUGUGCCUGUCGGUGGUUGUCAAAUGUGUCAAGAAUGCGGUGCUAUGUUAAUGAUUCCCUUUCCUUGCCACGGCUGUAAUGGGAAAGUUAUUUACUGCUCAUUAGCCUGCCGAAAAGGACAUUUCAAAGUGCAUCAAAAUGAAUGCAUUGGACAUUUAAUAGGCUUGUUUGCGCAAAUCGGCAUUUCACACCUGGCGCUAAGAGUAGUACUGGAAGAGCUGCCAGCAAUUGUUCCGAUUGUAGAGCAUAAAAAGGAUCCCACAGAACUAUGGCUUGAUUUGACAUCACCAAAAGGACUGCUGCAUACUAGACCGGGUGUAAAUUAUGCACAAACGCUAUGCAUGGUUACCCAUUUGGCCAAAAUGUCUUUAUCAGAUAUAAUAUGGUUUGCUUUAGUAGCUGAACUGUUAAUUGUGUAUCUCAAAGACCAUACACAUUUUUUUAAAAGUAUGAAGAGCACUAAUCUCAAGCAAACCGACUGGGAGUUAAUCACAAGUGCUCUGAUACUUCGCCACAUCGGUCAAUUUAUUGUAAAUGCACAUACAUGCGUUUCGAUUACACCAUCUUGCUAUGAUGUAUCAUCAGCAGGUAACCUUGUUGGGCUUCUGUUGGUACCUAACGUAUGGGCAAAGCCUUUUCAUCUGCGUCGCGGCUUGUUGCAUAUGUUCAGCGAAUUCCGAGAGGUUUCUGCUGCCAACCUCUCAUAUCUUAGCAUAUGUAAUCAUGCUUGUGCUCCUACCUUGUGUCCGAAAUUCUCUGGAAGGAAUUUCUACGCAUUGGCUGUAAAAGACAUAGAAACCGGAGCAGAAAUAUUUAAUUGCUACACUCUGAAUCACCGAAAGUCGCUAAGAACUUUCCGCCAGAGCUACCUAAAAGAUACUUAUCACUUUGACUGUAUCUGUGCGCAAUGCCAAAAAAAAAAUCCUGACUCGGCCUACUUGAAGUAUCAUUUAUACAAAUGCCAAAAUCCAAAGUGCCAAAAAGAAUUCGUACCAGAUGUAGAUAAUAGCUCGAACCUCAUUUGGUGGCUAACGGUAUAUGAAAACCAAGUCCCUUUGGAAGGAGUAGCUUGCACCAAAUGCAAAAAGAAAUCGGAUAUUGAAUGGUUUAGAGAAUUUAAAGAAUUACUAAAACAAACAAACAGUGUCAAAAAGCGGGUCAAACUUUUACGUAUUUUCAAAACUGUUGAUGAUUUCCUUUUGGGGUUUCAUUCCUUAAAGUUAACGUUGGCAUCGGAGUUGGUAAACGCAUGUAUUAUCUCAUAUACAGCUGGUUGUGAAUUUAUUGAUGAAGAGUUGAAUGAAAUUGUACGCAUUUUAAAAUUUUGUCUGGAGGGCACUGCCGAUCAAUGUGGUUUACAGUCCAUUGAGUAUGUGGCUACUAUGACAUAUAUGUGGGAUUUAAUUGCAAUCGAAAAAUGCCAAUGUACGCAGUUGGAAAAAAAUUCGAUGCUUAAAGCACUUGACAUAAUAUCUGAUGAAUAUAGAAUUGUGUUUAUAAAUUAUUAUAAAGACUACAUUGAUAAGAAAUAAAAUUAAUCGCCCUUAUGUCAGAA